UUCGCAGCAGAGAAGUUGAAGUUGAAAUCAUUCGUUUGUGAGUUCCUCGUUAUGUUCAUAACAUCAAAUUUGUCAUCGUUUGGCAGUGUAUCGUCAAUUAUACGUACUAUUUGUGGAUAAAACAAUCGCCCAAUGGAGCACGGCAAUGAAUUUACGCUGGAGGCGUUGGAAACGCUAGAACCACUGGUGAAUCCCGUCCGCCAGUAUCGCAAUCGUUCGAAGAAGCAGCAGAAGCAACAACACAACAACGAGGAAGAGAGCGGCGCCCACGAAUACGAUGAUGGUGGUAGUUGUAAGAGCGGCGAAGAUAAAAUUGCGGACGUGUUGUCGAAAAUCGCUAGUCUGCAGAAAGCCAGCGACGGCAACGUAGAUCGCACCAAGCUGAUUCGGACGUACAACGUGAAGCUCCGCCUGAAGAAGACCUCGCUGUACAAAUGUUUCGACUGCGACAGUUGCUUCACCAAUGCGGAGUUCCUGGAGAUGCACGAGAAGUCACACGCCGCCCCGGCGGGACUGGACCCGUCCGGUUCGCGGCAGGACAUCGAUCUGAGCCAGGAGCCGGCGGGUAACGAGUCGGAUAUGAACGUUAAGCAGCACAACGCUUGGUUCGCUGGCGAUUUCUACGAUCCCAGGGAGGAAGAUGACGACGGGAUCAUACAGUUGGAUUGCACCGUGGAGGAGCGGGAGGAUAAUUUCGACAUCAUAUUCGAUAGGGCCAAGUGCGAGAAAACGUACACGGUGAAGUAUAAGGUGGAGAAGCAACCGGUGGGUAAGUGCGAGUGCUGCGAGAAGUUGUUCUAUACGGUUGAGGCACUUGAGCUGCACAAAAUGGAGCACGAACGGGCGAUGGAUUUCGAUGCGAUCGAGCCGAGAAUAAAUAUUGCCUCGCCCAAGAUAGAGGAAAGCACGCUGCGAAUGGAUGAGAGCUUUUAUCAGGCACUAUCGGAGAUGGAUGCAAGUGAUACCUUGGAAGUGAAUGAGAGCACCGGUGACAUCAAACUCAGCCCCACCUCGAAUGGGGUUUCCUUCGAGUACAGAAUAGUGCCUCGGCGGGUAUCAAAUGGAGGCUCCGUUUGUUCGCCUCCCAAUGUCACCAAGCGGCACAAUUCACCCGUAGAGACGUCGAUUGAAGGAAAGUUCCACUGUGAAAUUUGUUUGAAGCGAUUUCGCUUCCGGCCGGCGCUUACCGUGCACUUGCGCACCCACGAUAACAAUCGUCCGUUUCCGUGUCGGGAAUGCAACAGGAGAUUCAUUUCGAGGGCAAAGCUAUUUCUGCAUUCGUACGGCCACACCAGAAACAGGAGAGAACAUCUGGAAUGCGAUAGUUGCGGAGAGAGGUUCAGCAAACCCCGGCAGCUGCUGGAACAUGUGCAGCGGGCACACAAGGGAACGCAGCAGCAGCAGCGGAUGGAGCCGGCCGGAGUGAUCAGCAGGCCAGUAGAAUAGUCGAGGUUUCGAUUUUGGAAAUCUUCAAAUGAUGUACAUCCGUUAAUUAGUAUUGCGUGUAAGUAGCGAAUGUUUUGUUUUGAUAUUAUUUUGUAAUUCUCUCUUAGAAAGAGGUUUUAGUUUGUAGGCUUGUGUUGAGAGAUGUGAACAGUGAUAAAAUAGCAAUAAGAUUAGACAGGAAAAAAAACUAUCUGCGAAGGGAUACUGAGAUACUGGACAUGAGAUUGUCAUUUGCGUUGGAUAUAUAUUAUAGAUUACUCCGUUUCUAGCAAAUGUGCAAAAAGUGGAUAGUUUUUUCUCGUAGAAUACCGAGCCCUGUAUGCGUCGUUUUUCUCAUGAUCAAAAUUACGUUGUAAUGAAUUUUCUUCGCGGUGAAACAACAACUCAUCAUUUCGCUAUUUCCCAUGUUGUGACAGAGGCGAAUGAACUGCAAAGUUUAAAGCCUCCUCAAAACAAAGAACCAACCAACCAACCAUGUUGCGAUACACAUGAGAACAUUCCUAGGUUGAUGCUUCAUUUUCCCUAGCGUAAUCGAGUCCUAACCUAUGCAACAAUGUGAAAGGCAGCGGAAAGUUUUUUCGCUUUCCCUUUCUGAUAACCAACACGGCUCAACGAUUAUCUGCAUCCCGACAGUGUGGAAAACUUAGUUUCGUUUCUGUUUUCCACUCCCACACAAUUCGUUAAUGCCUCAUCGUAUUCUAAGCAAGCAAGUGCAUCAUAAAAUUAUGCGUGUUGUGUUCUUCUCGCUUGGGUCUUAUUCGUUUUGAGUCGCUGAACGAAUCAUCUUGCAUAGGCUUAUCUCGCCAAACAAAACGGAAAAAGAAAUAUGGGAAUGACUUAUCAUUUGGUUUCUCUUCGAUUGGUUCUGUUUCGUUUUUAUAAUUAAUGCGGGAUCGUUAACGGGCGAUUGUUAAUGAGGAAUUCAACUUCGGUUAGUAUGGUUCUAAGUUCAUACUCUGGUAUGGCUUCUUGUUUAUGAGGUAAAAGGCUUUUAACUUCUCUCACCAUUCGUUCCCAUACUCCACCAAAAUGCGGUAAAGCGGGAGGAUUAAAAUGCCAUUUGACCCCGUCGUCUGAUAGCCUUCUAAGAAUUUUCUCAAAUUCGUUUCUUGCUCCAAUGAAAUUAGUUCCAUUGUCGCUGAACAACUCUUGCACUUUACCUCUACGAUAUUGUAGAUUUCGGAAACAUAUAAUAAAGGAAUCUGAGCAGCUUUGCUUUAUAUGGUGAGUCAUUUUUUGUGAGAGGAGUGGUUUAUUGGAACGCGCAACCCAUGGAACUUAAACGAAUACAGUCGGAAACAUUGUACAAAAAGGCUGCACUAGAUUAUUUCAACAGAGAUUAGGUUAAUAAACCUUUAAAAAUAAUAAUGUUUGCUAGAACUUAUGUAAAUGCUUUGUAAAAAUCGUUAUUGACAGAAAAAAGACUUUGUCUUACGUCAUGUGAAACAUUUAAAUAAAUAAAAUAAAAAAAUAUCUUGUGCUAGUUCGAGAUGUACUGCUCUUGUUGUCAGACAAGUAAACAAACAUCCCCAACGUUUUUCAGUGCGUCUUCCAAUAGACACGCCAUAAGGGCCGAAAUAAUCUGUGCCUGUAUAUGUGAAUGGCUUACAAUAUGGUAUAGUUCUAGAAGGUGGUAGGGCU
This is a messenger RNA of Toxorhynchites rutilus septentrionalis, 3087 nucleotides long. RefSeq names its product zinc finger protein 267-like. The transcript is spliced from 2 exons. Gene Ontology annotation, cellular component: nucleus. NCBI's taxonomy places the organism in Eukaryota, Metazoa, Arthropoda, Insecta, Diptera, Culicidae. Gene Ontology annotation, molecular function: RNA polymerase II transcription regulatory region sequence-specific DNA binding; DNA-binding transcription factor activity, RNA polymerase II-specific. The record is from RefSeq and is a predicted model, not a curated record. Gene Ontology annotation, biological process: regulation of transcription by RNA polymerase II. The coding region runs from base 133 to 1446 and encodes 437 amino acids.